CCUAUGGACCGACAUAGUUACCGACUAAAAAAAACCUGCGAGCACUUAAUCUUUGACGACGACGACGACGACGAAUAAACGGAAGAAACAGAGAGAUGAAUAGUCCACCGGAGAACGAUCUUUGUUCGAUAUGUCAUUCCCACUUCACCGCUCCUUGUCAAGCCAAUUGUUCUCAUUGGUUCUGCGGAAAUUGCAUUAUGCAGGUUUGGAGGCAUGGAUCUACAUUACAGCCAUGUAAAUGCCCUUUGUGUCGUCGUCCUAUUAGUUUGUUGGUUCCUUCAGAGGACACAAUCAGAGACCGGAAUGACAGUACAGUUGCGGAUGUUCUUGGUAAUCUUGAAACGUAUAACCGACUCUUUGGCGGCCGUUCAACUAGUUUAGUUCAGAGGAUGCAAGACCUUCCCUUCUUACUACGGAGGUUGUUACGGGAAAUGAUGGAUCCACAAAGAACGCUUCCACUUGUCAUUAGGGCUCGGGUUUAUAUCGCAAUGAUUCUGAGUGCUAUUUACAUAAUCAGUCCAAUAGAUAUCAUUCCAGAAGGAGUUUUGGGGAUAGUCGGUUUGCUUGAUGAUCUACUCAUAGCACUGAUUGCUUUCCUCCAUGUUGCUGCUUUGUACCGCUCGGUUCUCUAUUUCCGUCAUGCCGGUUCAUGAAUCAGUGAAUGUCGUUGACAUUAUACAUCGCAAUUCAAGAACUACGAGAUGUGUGCUUACCUUUUCUUCUGUCUUUGAUGCUUUCCCUUUAGAAAUACACAAUUGUUCUGUUUGGCUAAGGAAAACUGAAAUAUAUGAUGAUAAUAUUAUCACAGCACAAAAAGCUUGGAAGUACAUAUCAAUCAUCUUUCUACCACAUCCUCUACGCUAGUCUUUUUGACCCUUCCACUCAAGUUUAUCAACUAUGGUUUGACCAUUUGACUCGAGAAACUCUGACAUGGGUCAUGGUGAUGGGAACAAAAACUUUAUGUCAGUCUCUGUUCUCUCAGCUACAAAUCAAAUAUUGAGUGGUCCUCUUCUAGAAAUCUUGAUAGGUUACCACAGUAACUGCUGAAAAGUCUUCACGGGUUUUUACGAUCUUCAUAUCCGUUUAUUGUAGAAUCCCAUAAUCUUUGUUGGCCAAAAGCCCAAAACUGAUGUUGUGUA
This is a messenger RNA of Arabidopsis lyrata subsp. lyrata, 1139 nucleotides long. Its product is annotated as E3 ubiquitin-protein ligase RNF170. The coding region runs from base 96 to 653 and encodes 185 amino acids. Gene Ontology annotation, molecular function: ubiquitin protein ligase activity. The transcript is spliced from 5 exons. Lineage: Eukaryota; Viridiplantae; Streptophyta; Magnoliopsida; Brassicales; Brassicaceae. The record is from RefSeq and is a predicted model, not a curated record.